AAAUGCUACUAAAUAACAAGUCUUUGGUCCAUACCCCCUCACUUCAACAAAACCGCGUAAUUCUAAGCUAACUUAGAAAUCAGUUGGAAUUCUUUUUCAAAUCUCAAAUUCUCUCUUACUAUUUUUUAUUUUCUUAGAGGUUCUAAAACUAUGAAAUUCUUCAUUUACAUAUGGAUUCCAAAGAGUACUCUCAGCUCUUUGUUAUGUUAACAAUUCUUUUGUUACAUUCUCAGUUCAUGUUUCAAUCUUCACUAGCUUCUUCUUCUUCUUCUUCUUUAUCAAUAUCUGAAACUUCUAACCAAGUUUUAAUUUGUUCAUUAAUACCAUCAUCAUCAGGUUCACUACAAAAAUCAUUUCUGAAUUGCACUAAUUAUCCAAAAACUAAUCAAAUUCCUGUCAUUUCACCAAACGUGUCAAUAUCAGCGAUCACCGGGGGCAAUGGGUUCCAAUGUAUUUUAAGUCCAACGUCAUCGGAAACUUGUGUUCUUCGUUGCUGGAGAUUCUCCGGUAAUGGUACGGAUAUUCGGUUCAAGAGGAUUUAUAGAGGUCCAACGCUGGACGAACUUGUCUCCGGGGAUUCACACAUUUGCGCUAGAGUUACUAGUACUAAACGUGUAGAAUGUUGGCAAUGGCAAGAGUUUGAUUCUGCAGGUAGUUAUAACUUAACUGGGAUAUCCGUAGGAGGAGAAUUUUUAUGCGGGUUAACAGAAUCCAAAACUAUUAAGUGCUUAGGAAAUGAUCGAGAUGUUGUUGGAGCUCCGCCGAACGGGACUUUCAAUCUUGUGAAGGCCGGAAAUCGCCAUGCCUGUGCUGUUUCAACUGAUGGAAGUUUAAAGUGUUGGGGAGAAAUGGUUGGAGAAGUUCCACCAGGGGACUUCACUGAUUUGGCAUUAGGAAAUUAUCGAACUUGUGCUCUUCGCGUUAACGGGACAAUGGCUUGUUGGGGAGGAGAUGACAAUUUCAUGUUACCAGAGGAAUUACGAGAGAUGGAGUUUAUUCGGAUUGAAGCAAAAAACAGUGUUUUCUGUGGGAUUCUUACAAAGAAUUUAUCAGUUAUUUGUUGGGGUAAGAGUGAGUUUUUUAGUAAUUAUUCAAUGGUUUUUAGAUAUGUGCAACCUGGACCUUGUUCCAUAACCUGUCCCUGCAAAAUUGUUCCGGAUUCAGAAAGAUUUUGCAGCCAAGGCAGUAUGUGUCUUCCUUGUAGUAGUCCAAAAUCACCGGCAUUGCAACUAUCUCCGCCGCCGCCAGAGUCUGCACAGCCGGGAAGCUGCGGAAAUGACAAGAGAAAGGUGGCAUUUCUAGUGGUGGGUUAUGUGGGAACAUUGUCAUUGAUACUUGUUUGUGGUUUCUUCCUCUUCAAAUUUUGUAAGAAUAGGGUUUGCCGAAUUCAUGAUUCAGGUCGGUUGGACCAAGUUAUUGAGCAGCCAUCUCCAGUCAGGUCUAUUCGGCGCAGCGGAUCUCAAAUUCGGGUGCAGGCUUCUCAAGAAAGAAGACUUGGCAAACUGUACAGUAUGAACUAUUUGGAAGAAUUCGGUCUGGAAACACUACUCAGAGUGACAAGAAAUUUUUCAACAGGGAACAAAAUCGGGCACGGAAGUUUCGGUUUGGUUUACCGGGCAAUCCUAGACGACGGCCGAGAAGUUGCAAUUAAGCGAGCCGUAUCGAUCUCAAGAUCAUGUUAUGCUUCAGCUGCAGCAACAACAGCUGCGACGAAACGCCAAAAUGACAAGGAGAAUGCAUUCAUAGCAGAACUGGCUUACCUCUCCCGGCUCAACCAUAAAAACCUGGUCAGACUCUUGGGCUAUUGCGAGGAACAAAAUGAAUGCGCAUUAGUGUACGAGUACAUUGCUAAUGGCACACUCCAUGAUCAGUUGCACGGACUCGAGCCAGCCCCGCCGCUCAGUUCAUGGACGGCUAGAUUAAAAGUUGCGCUAGACGCAGCUCGGGGGAUUGAAUAUCUGCAUACAUAUGCUGUUCCAUCAAUCAUUCACCGCGACAUCAAAUCCUCCAACAUUUUGCUAGAUGCGUCUUGGACAGCCAAAGUUGCAGAUUUUGGGUUAUCGUUGAUAGGUCCUAAAGAUCACGAGCCGUAUUUAUCGUUACGGGCAGCCGGGACUGUUGGUUAUAUGGAUCCUGAGUACUUCAGAUUACAGCAGUUAACAACCAAAAGCGAUGUUUACAGUUUCGGGGUGGUAUUACUGGAACUACUAACCGGGUUCAAGGCAAUACAUCUAAACGAAGCCGUUGCACCAAGAAACAUUGUCGAUUAUAUUGUACCGUAUAUCCACGACGACAGAAUGCAUUGUGUGUUAGACCCAAAAUUAUCCGCUCCGACACCGUAUGAAAUCGAAGCUGUUACUCAGUUGGGGUACUUGGCAGCUGAUUGCGUGAAUCUUGAGGGACGAAACCGGCCAUCCAUGAAUGAAGUUGUAAGCUGUUUGGAAGAUGCAUUGGCUGAUUGUGAGGUGCCGCAAGUACUACAGUCUCCAUCAAGUAUUAGAUCAACAAGUAGGUGAUGAUGGUACUGUAUUGAGGUUUCGUUCUUUUAGUCAUGAAUAAUGUAAAGAAUUCUUGGACUCACACUAUGACUACAGUUUAGACAAUUUAUUUUAUUUAGGCGUACUUUUUUUCUCCUUUUUCUUUUCUGAUCCAAACAACAGAUGUCACUGUAGUAGAGUGGUAAAGUAAAUCGAGCCGUCAGGUGAAAUCACGAAUGACCUGAGCUCCAAAUUUUUUCAAGGUUUGAAAGUGACAAGGUAUCCACCGUACUACUAGAAGGUGGAUGUUUCGCAGAAAGGUUCUUGGAAGGGUACAUGUUCUUCAGAUUCUUUUCUAGAAACUUAAACUUUAGAAUAACUGAUGUUGAUGCUUAUUAGCUAACUGGGCCUGGGUUUAUUAUCCUCGAAUGAUCUCAGUGAGUCAAUAAUUGAUUGUAGGGUAAGCCGAAAGGUGUUUCAUCAUGUACCUAACUAAAAGAAACCUAAGUAGAAGUCUGUAUUUUUGUA
Messenger RNA from Papaver somniferum (opium poppy), 3005 nucleotides. Its product is annotated as serine/threonine-protein kinase-like protein CCR4. Gene Ontology annotation, molecular function: ATP binding; protein serine/threonine kinase activity. Lineage: Eukaryota; Viridiplantae; Streptophyta; Magnoliopsida; Ranunculales; Papaveraceae. The transcript has a single exon. Gene Ontology annotation, biological process: protein phosphorylation. Bases 171 to 2516 code for a protein of 781 amino acids. The record is from RefSeq and is a predicted model, not a curated record.